AUGGCGCUAAUCGAACGCGGAAUAACAUGUCUAACUGUACCCUUACCUGCCAGAACGCCCAUCAUUCCCGAGCACGAACAUGGCCUGGGAUCGUCUGGCCUUCGCCGCAUCCGCCAACACCCCGCCCGCACUCCCGUUGGCGCCCGCACACCGGGCUCCACUACCCGCUCCUCCUCCAUGACCCUCUCCUUCCCCCCGCCGCGGGAUCAGUUUGCCCACGACCCCGGCCACGCCUCCCUAGCGCUCCACUUCAGCGAAGACCUCAACCGCUUCCCCUCCGAGUCCCUCCACUCCUUCUCCUUCGCGCAGCAGUCCGAGGAACUGCUGCAUAACCGCCAGAAUGUCCUGCGCCGCUCUAUCGACUUCAUGGGCGCAAAGAUGGGCUGGGCGGCAUCGAAUCAGGGCCUUGCGAACGCGCAGGCCCGGAUGAGUGGGGAUCAGGAGGUACAGAGUAUGAUGGAGCUGUUGGCCCGAGCGAAUUUGAUCGAGGCGCAAGGGUUGGGGCUACAAGGGCCAUUGACGGGGCCGGCGGAUGUGAGCGGGGAGAAUAUCUUUGAGAAAAGCUUUGGUAUGCAGACGGAGAGCCCCACAUCGUCGCUUGACGGACAUCCGGAAUUGCAGAAGUUGGAGCCGUGGGACGGGGCUUCGGGGGCAUUGAACGAUCCCCAACCGAUUCGGAUGAGCGCCGUGAGCAAUGUAAUUCUGGAGGAAGACGAGCGAUCUAUAUCCUCGUCCGCGCCGAAGGCCUCUCCGCCAAAUAUGGAACAGCACAAGGUCUCGAAAUUCAACCCACCCCGGGCUUCCCUCAAACGAACCCUCACCGAUGUCGGCCCCCUCGAACUCCAAUCCCGCCUCGCCGACGCCCUCGCCCAGCCAUACAACGUCAACGAGCCACCCGGUACGCACCCCCAAUCCGUCCACCCCCCCUCGCGCACCGCCGCCGCCGUCUCCACCGCCAACCUCCAAGCUCUCGGCUCCUUUGCCGGAUCGCACGGCGCCACCGCCGCCACCGCCCCCCACGGCCACGGAACGCGCUUCCGCGCCGCCGCCCAAGCCAUCUUCACCACCGAGUCCGCGAGCCCCUGGACCAUCACUGCGGCGAACGACCUUGCAUGUCUCGUUUUCGGCGUGACGCGGGCCGAGGUGCGGAAGCUUGGGAUCCUCGAGGUCGUUAAAGAGGAGCGUCGGGAUUGGCUUCGUGGGAAGUUGAUGGCGGAGCUGGAAGAUCCGGGUCAGGACUCGGCGUCAAGUCGGGGUGCGAGUCCGCCUGGGAAUGGAGGGAAUGGAGGGAAUGGAUCAGGGCAGGAAAGCCCGGCGAGCGGGCUGCUCUCUUCACUUGGUAGCGGGGUCACUGCGAAAUUGUUGUCGAAACCACCGAGUCGAUACUCGAAUAAACGACGCAGCAACAAUGGGAAGGACUCGUCUACACCAGAACUAGUACCGAAGCCGCAAGAGGAGAAUCCGCCGUUGCAUGGUCGCCAUUCGAAGGAGAAUAGCAGAGGGGUGCUGUUGUGCGGUGACGUCGUACCGAUCGUCAAGCGGAAUGGUGCCGUCGGGUCCGCGAGCUUGUGGGUGAAAGAGAAGCGUGGCAGCCUGAUUUGGGUGCUAGAAGAGAUCGCCGAAGACGCCGCCUUUGUCGCCGUGGACGAAACGGGAUGCGUUGUACGCGCCUGGGGCGACGUCCUCAAAAUCUGGGGCGUCGAACGCAUUCGGCGCGGACAGGACCUAUUGCGGUUGGUGAAGGGCGUUCCGCGAUUAAAGGGAACGAACACAGGGGCGUUGGAUCUGGAGCAAAUUGAACGGUGGCCAUACUUCACGGCGAAGAUGACCACAGGCAUUCACAUUCCCAUCACCAUGGAGCCGGUUUCCGCGGAGUCAGCGGUUCAGAUAUUCACUUCACCUGCAGACUUGCCAGAUGCGACGGCCACUUCACGGCCACAAACUCCCCUCACUCCUCAACUCGGUCCCUACGACACGCUCUUCCGCAUCUCAUCAUUCCCGCAUAUCGCCGGCAUCGUAGUGCUCUCGUCAGAAGACCUGACAGUAUCAUCGGCCAAUUCGGUCUUCUCAUCAGCCUUGUUCGGCCAGCCUUCGCCCACCGGGUUGCCGAUCGACGAGCUCAUUCCCGGGUUUAGCCGUCUCCUCGAGGUCAUCGAAGAAGAGGAGCCCGUCGAAUUGACGGACGGCAUCGUGGUCCCCGAGCAUAGCUUCCGACGCGCUCGAGCACUCCGCUCUUUACGAGAUCACCUUGGCCCAAGCGCAGCAUCACUCGCCGAGGACUCGUGGAAUCGACCGCACGGAUUGAAAGCCAAACACCGCGUUGGGACAGACAUCAUGGUCGACUGCCAAAUGCGCGUCGUGAGCUCGUCUCCGAAAGAGAGUCGCUCGCCACAUCCCUCACACAGCUCCCACGUCAGCGACGUCGUCGUCGAUGAAUCCGACCCGAACAUCCAACCGCCCGACACAAACUCCCAGCUCGUCUACGCACUCUGGAUCACCUACUCCCGCCAACUCCACGCCGCAAGCCAUGGCGAAGGUCCCCUCACCCCACUAGUCUCCCGUCCAGGCACUCCACCCCACCAGCCCAGCCCUGGUCAAAAGGGGGUCGUCGUACUCAAGCACGAAGACAGCGGAAGCGAGCGCGCCUCCUCCGACUUUCCACGCGAGGAAUCGCCUCGACUCCCACACGAGCGCGUUCCCGACUCUCUCAAUCACGACAUCUCUCCCGCGAAAUCCCUCCUCACCCAACAACUCCGCUCGACCGCCAGCCCCCCCGUCACCAGCGACGUGCAUGCCACCGCUGAAGUCACCAACGCCCGCGAUCACCCGUCCCUCGACGCCACGGCGCGGAACCACAUCGUGCCCCCCACCGACCCCACCCCCUCGAAGCCCAAGAAGUCCAUCGAGGAAUUCGCCGUCCUGGAGGACAUGGGCCAAGGCGCCUACGGACAGGUGAAACUCUGCCGCUUCAAGCGCACUAACUCCAAAGUAGUCGUGAAGUACGUUACGAAGCGGCGGAUCCUCGUGGACACGUGGACGCGUGACCGUCGCCUCGGCACCGUCCCGCUCGAGAUCCACGUGUUGGACUACCUCCGGCGCGACGGGCUGCGGCACGCGAACAUCGUGGAGAUGUCCGACUUCUUCGAGGACGACGUGAACUACUACAUUUGCAUGGUUCCGCACGGGCUGCCCGGGAUGGACCUGUUCGACUACAUCGAGCUGCGGGUGAACAUGGAGGAGGCGGAGUGUCGGAAGAUCUUCGUGCAGGUGGCCAGCGCGGUGCAUCAUCUGCAUACGAAGGCGAAGGUGGUGCAUCGCGACAUCAAGGAUGAGAACGUCAUCUUGGAUGGGGAAGGGAAUAUCAAGUUGAUCGAUUUCGGGAGCGCGGCGUAUCUCAAGAACGGGCCGUUUGAUGUGUUUGUCGGGACGAUUGACUACGCCGCCCCCGAAGUCCUCGCCGGCCGCUCCUACCGCGGCAAAGAGCAGGAUGUGUGGGCGCUCGGCAUCCUGCUGUACACGAUCAUCUACAAGGAGAACCCGUUCUACUCCAUCGACGAGAUCAUGGACCACGACCUGCGCGUGCCGUACGUCAUGUCGGACGAGAGCAUCGACCUGGUGCGGCGCAUGCUGGACCGCGACGUAGAGCAGCGGGUGACGAUCGGGCAGGUGAUGGAGAGUGGGUGGUGUCGGGAGGCGGAGGGGGGAGAGGAAGGGAAGUGGACGUGA
This is a messenger RNA of Eremomyces bilateralis CBS 781.70, 3726 nucleotides long. RefSeq names its product Pkinase-domain-containing protein. The record is from RefSeq and is a predicted model, not a curated record. Gene Ontology annotation, molecular function: ATP binding; protein serine/threonine kinase activity. Lineage: Eukaryota; Fungi; Ascomycota; Dothideomycetes; Eremomycetales; Eremomycetaceae. Bases 1 to 3726 code for a protein of 1241 amino acids. Gene Ontology annotation, cellular component: nucleus; cytoplasm; cytosol. Gene Ontology annotation, biological process: intracellular signal transduction; protein phosphorylation; negative regulation of glycogen biosynthetic process. The transcript has 2 exons.